UGACAUGAACAAACAAUACAGUCAACUCACGCAAUUGAUUAUAUAGAAAGCCAACUUUCUUGACUAAUUCAUUUGUGGUUCUAACUUCUGAUUUUCUUGACAAAAUAUUUUCCAACUGAACUUAUGGAAGAUAUCAAGAACCAAUCUUUGCAAGCACAACUAUGUCGCCAAUUUUCCAUUUCAGAGAUUGAGUUGGCAACUCAUGAUUUUGAUGAGGAAUUUGUCGUAGGACGUGGUGGAUUCGGGAAAGUUUAUAAAGGUACCAUCAAGAUUGGAGAUUCUCAUGUGGUUGCUGCCAUCAAGCGGUUGCAUUCCAAUUCGAGUCAAGGAGCAGCUGAAUUCUGGGCUGAAAUUGAGAUGCUUAGUAAGUUGAGGCAUUGUAAUUUAGCAUCUUUGAUUGGUUAUUGUAACAGUCGAAAAAAGAUGAUCGUUGUGUAUGAGUAUAUGCCUCAAGGGACACUUGAAGGUUGUCUUUAUAAAGGUGGCCCUACUCUAUCUUGGUUGCAACGGCUAAGUAUAUGUAUCGGAGCGGCUCGUGGAUUAGAUUACCUUCACACGGGUACUGGCACAAAAAAUGGAGUCAUACAUCGUGAUGUGAAGAGUUCAAAUAUCUUGUUAGAUGAAAACUAUGCUGCUAAGAUCUCAGACUUUGGAUUGGCCAAAGUAGGCCCAAUCAAUCAGACAAAUACUUUUGUGUCCACUGGGGUCAAAAGGACAUUUGGGUAUAUAGAUCCAAGGUAUUUCUAUACUAACAAACUAACAAGAAAAUCUGAUGUUUAUGCCUUUGGUGUUGUUUUGUUUGAAGUGUUAUGUGGGCGGCCUGCGGUUUGCAUUAUCUCUACAAAACAAGAUGGGCCCUUCUUCUACAAAAAGUAAAAUAAGCAACAAGAUAAGGUCAUUUUUUAGAGCCAAGAAUUUGAUGCCAUUUUGUUUUUCAAUAAAUAGCCUCAUUGAUGUUAAUCUAAAGGAAGUACUCAGCAAACCAGUUGGAUCAGUAGGGUCCUUGGUGGACGCAGGCUAUGAAUCCGGUGGCGACUUGGUUCAUUUCGAAGGUGGAUUUGAGUUCACUCUAACCCAGUUGAUUAAUGCAUCUACUAAGUUUCUAAAUGAAAACCUAUUUUGGAGAACAUAUGUAGCAUAUCUUCCAGAUGGUCCUAAAGUUGUUGUAAAACGCAUACUAACUCAAUUAAGCCAGAAGAAGUUUGUGUCUAUUGUUUCUGCUCUUGGUAAGAUUCGUCACCCGAAUGUGUUAGAACCCAAGGCCUAUUACUAGGGACGAGGGGAGACUUUGGUUGUCUACAAAUUUACACCUAACGGAAGUGUGUCAUCUCUUAUACAAUCUUCAAAGAAUGAGGGUUGGUCUAUACCUGCUUUUGGUUGGUCACUGAAAAUAAACAUAAUAAUGGGCGUUACAAGAGGGCUUUUCUACCUUCACACGCAAAAGAAGAUGGUUCACGGAGAUCUUAAGUUGAGCAUGAUAUUACUUGAUGAGCAGUGCAAUCCCAUGAUCGCUAAUGUUAGCCUCUCACAGCUAAUGCCAGCCACACCACGGUUCAGAAACAAUUGUGCACCAGAGUUUGUAGACUCUGCCAAUGCCACAACAGAAAUUGAUGUAUAUGGUCUAGGGAUAGUAAUGCUAGAGAUUUUGACAAAAGAGUCAACUUACAAAAGCAUACAUCCAAUUGAUUUACCAACUUGGGUGUAACGCCCUGCGUUUUCAAACAUCCUACAUUUAGAAACCUUACGUGAAAUUCUAUCUUUGGAAAUCUUGUGUUCUUAU
This is a messenger RNA of Helianthus annuus (common sunflower), 1780 nucleotides long. Its product is annotated as putative receptor-like protein kinase At5g39000. Gene Ontology annotation, biological process: protein autophosphorylation. The record is from RefSeq and is a predicted model, not a curated record. The transcript is spliced from 2 exons. Gene Ontology annotation, cellular component: plasma membrane; plasmodesma. Lineage: Eukaryota; Viridiplantae; Streptophyta; Magnoliopsida; Asterales; Asteraceae. Bases 124 to 876 code for a protein of 250 amino acids. Gene Ontology annotation, molecular function: transmembrane receptor protein tyrosine kinase activity; ATP binding.